Messenger RNA from Stomoxys calcitrans (stable fly), 486 nucleotides. RefSeq lists its product as uncharacterized. The transcript is spliced from 4 exons. The record is from RefSeq and is a predicted model, not a curated record. The coding region runs from base 1 to 486 and encodes 161 amino acids. Lineage: Eukaryota; Metazoa; Arthropoda; Insecta; Diptera; Muscidae.
AUGGGACUAUACAAUUUCAUCGAGGACAUUUUCGAUGAUGAUGAUAACGAUAACUCUACAACCACUGAUCCUGACAUGGCCGCCCCGGAUGGCGAUGAAUUGAAAAGCUUGUCACGUGUCCAAAUAGCCGAAUAUACCCUUGAACUAGUUAUGGAUAUAACUAUACUUGCUGCCUCAAUCUUCUUGUAUGUGGGCCUUAAGAAGAAAAUUGCCAAUUUCAUUUCGCCUUGGCUCGUCAUUUCCUUCUUGCAUGUCGUAGUGGGUAGUGUGUGGCAGUUUGUCAUGGAAACGGAUGAUGACGAUUCCUUUAUGGAAGAAGCCUUAAACCUUUUCAUAGAAGUGUUUGUUUCUGGCAUGUGGUAUCCUAUCUAUAAACAAUACAAAGCAAUUCGUAAUCCUAAAGCCGUGAUACAACCUACUCACCAAUGUUAUGCCACCGGUACAUUUGGUUGUCAUAAAACCGCCACAGCUCCGAUAGAGGUUUAA